AUGGCCCUGGAUGGGAGCAGCGGCUCGAUCCCGCGGUGUGAGCUCGCGGAAAGGCUCGCCUACCUCACUGGGCCAGGCUGGGCAAGACCGCCACCAGCCCUCACCGGUCAGCGGGCGGGAACCACCGGAGAGCCGGAAGGCCCGCGGAUCGGACCAGAGCAGCUGCGCUCGGGCCACGUGCGGCCCGCUCAGGCUGUGGCGCAGCCGCACUUCCGGGAGCAAUGCACCAUGGGACUUGUAGUUCGUCGGCUGCUCCAGCAGAGAUGUGACCGGGACGUGGAAGCCGCGCUGCAUGUUGGGAGCUGCCUCUCCCCCCGCUGCCGAGUGAGCUACGUCGCCUCUUACCUGCUGGCCGCGCUCGGGGGCAAUGCCUCCCCCAGCGCCAAGGACAUCAAAAGGAUCCUGGACAGCGUGGGCAUCGAGGCAGACGAUGACCGGCUCAACAAGGUCAUCAGUGAGCUGAACGGAAAGAACAUCGAGGACGUCAUUGCUCAGGGCAUCGGCAAGCUGGCCAGCGUGCCUGCUGGCGGGGCUGUGGCCGUCCCAGCUGCCCCAGGCUCUGCAGCUCCUGCUGCGGGUUCUGCCCCAGCCGUAGCAGAGGAAAAGAAGGAGGAGAAGAAGGAGGAGUCAGAGGAGUCAGACGAUGACAUGGGGUUUGGCUUGUUCGACUAGAGUCUCGCUCCCUGCAAAUAAAACUCUUUUUACGUAUUU
This is a messenger RNA of Vicugna pacos (alpaca), 711 nucleotides long. The record is from RefSeq and is a predicted model, not a curated record. NCBI's taxonomy places the organism in Eukaryota, Metazoa, Chordata, Mammalia, Artiodactyla, Camelidae.